Molecule: messenger RNA, 357 nt
Organism: Prorocentrum cordatum
Lineage: Eukaryota; Dinophyceae; Prorocentrales; Prorocentraceae
Source: the annotation of a GenBank genome assembly
AUUCGCCAACCCUCCCUUUGCCGUUCCCCCACCGUCCCAAGCCCGAGCCUCGGCCUGACGGUGCGCCCAGAGCGGGGCGCCGCUCUGCUGUUCUUCCCCGCGCGCGCGGACGGGACGCCCGACCCGCGCACCUCGCACGAGGCGCGGCCAGCCGUGGACGAGAAGUGGAUCGCGCAGGCGCCGGCCGUGAGGGGAAUCAGAGGAGGGCGAGCUGAAGCAGCGGCGGUCGGCCUUUGGGGUGCUCCCUCGCUGCCACGGCUGGGCGCAGCUCGGAAAGCUGGCGCGUGUUGGACCCGGGAGGGGGCCGGGGACCGAGCUCGAGCUGCCGUGGUCUCGACUCGCCUGGCUCCGAGUGAG